AUGAAACUCUUCAAAAAUCUCGGCUCAGAGUUCACUUAUUUUUGGAAAUCCUUUUUAGAUAACCUACCAGAAUGGUUUGCUACAAUAUGUCUUGCUUUGGUAUCUGUAGUUAUCGCAUUAAUGAUAGAACCUAAACAAAGAAUCGCAUUCUUCCAAAAUUUCAACGAAAGAUAUCCAUAUUCAGGAGAAACUCUUGGUGUUCCAGUUGUUGCUAUUCUCAUUAUUAUUCUUCCUUGUGCAACUCUUGGUUUUCUUGCAAUAACGUAUCCACGCAAAAUAGAUUUAUGCCUCGCAGCAAUGAGCUUAGCUCAAUCACUUUGUCUUACUCUUUUGAUUACUGAAGCACUCAAGGUUACUGUUGCUCGUCCUCGUCCGAACUUUUUCUCUUACUGUCAAUAUGACGAAUCUUUAAAGAAAUGCACAGGCCCAUCAUCCCACAAACGUGAUGCUAAGCUUUCUUUCCCAUCAGGACAUGCAUCAAACUCUUUUGCAACAGGAACUUGGAUGUGCUACUUCUUAGGCAAAUUCUUUAAUAAUGGUUCUGAAAUUUGGUGGAUAAUGCUUCGUUUUAUCCCUAUAAUGAUCGCAACAUUCAUUGCAGCAACAAGAAUUACAGAUUACAUGCAUCACGUUAGUGAUGUAAUCGGAGGAGUUGUAAUUGGCAUUGGAUGCGCAACUCUUAUAUAUAGAGCUCAAGAAAAUAGAAUUUUUAUUCCAAAUAGAAAGAAAGAUGAUGAAUUAUAUCAACUCUGA
Trichomonas vaginalis G3 is the source of this 753-nucleotide messenger RNA. RefSeq names its product phosphatidate phosphatase protein. NCBI's taxonomy places the organism in Eukaryota, Parabasalia, Trichomonadida, Trichomonadidae. The record is from RefSeq and is a predicted model, not a curated record. Bases 1 to 753 code for a protein of 250 amino acids. Gene Ontology annotation, biological process: phospholipid metabolic process. The transcript has a single exon. Gene Ontology annotation, molecular function: phosphatidate phosphatase activity.